AUGCAAUCCAACAACAUUUUCAUGAACAGCAAAAGGAUCACCGCCCCCACCGUCCCCAACAACCCCUCCUCCACCACCCACCGCCGCACCGCCUCCGCCUCCGCCCAAGCCUGCGCCGCCUGCAAGUACCAGCGCCGGAAGUGCGCCGCCGACUGCAUCCUCGCCCCCUACUUCCCCCACGACCGCCAGCGGCAGUUCCUGAACGCCCACCGCCUCUUCGGUGUCAGCAACAUCAUCAAGAUCGUCCGCCGCCUCGAUCCGCCGGCCAAGGACGCCGCCAUGCGCACCAUCGUGUUCCAAUCCGAGGCGCGCGCCGUCGACCCCGCCGGCGGCUGCUACCGCAUCAUACGCGACCUCUGA
This is a messenger RNA of Salvia miltiorrhiza (redroot sage), 360 nucleotides long. Its product is annotated as LOB domain-containing protein 22-like. The record is from RefSeq and is a predicted model, not a curated record. NCBI's taxonomy places the organism in Eukaryota, Viridiplantae, Streptophyta, Magnoliopsida, Lamiales, Lamiaceae. The transcript has a single exon. The coding region runs from base 1 to 360 and encodes 119 amino acids.